Molecule: messenger RNA, 2189 nt
Organism: Salvelinus sp. IW2-2015
Lineage: Eukaryota; Metazoa; Chordata; Actinopteri; Salmoniformes; Salmonidae
Product: syntrophin, gamma 2
Cellular component (GO): intracellular anatomical structure; dystrophin-associated glycoprotein complex
Molecular function (GO): structural molecule activity
Source: RefSeq, a predicted model, not a curated record
CAUGGGUUGGGUGUGUGGAAACCCGCAUGCUGAUGAUGCUGGUCCAUCGAGUACCUUCAAGUUCCUGGCAUUGAGAGGCCCUUGGCUCUACGUCUUCAGUAGUCCUCCUGUUAGUGCAACUGACUGGGGACAAGCUGAAACCCUGUAUAUCCUUUAUGAGGUUCUGUUCAAGGUUCAUAAGCUGUGGAUGGCAGAGGACUGCUGGAUCCAAGCCAAGUUCUACCUCGGCCUCCAGCAGGAUGAGGAGCUGCAGGACGGCGAGCCUUUCUGUUUCAGUAUCCUGGUCGGCCACGGCCAGAGUCACACCUUCAGUGUGGAGAUGACCUCUGACCUCGCCGUGUGGGAGAAGUCCUUCCAAAGAGCCGUCUUUAUGGAGGUGCAGAGAAUCGGGUCAAAGACCUACAUGUGCAGCAGCCAGGGUAAAGUACUGUGUUUGACUAUAGACUUUGGAUCUGGCUUCACUUGUUCCGAGAGCUCCUCGAAGACGAUAUUAUGGAGAUACAAAUUCUCUCAACUGAAAGGCUCCUCUGAUGAUGGGAAAACAAGGGUGAAACUCCUCUUCAAGAAUGCUGAAAACAAACAGAUAGAGAUGAAGGAGCUGGAGUUUUCCAAUCUGACGGCAGUCCUCCAUUGUAUUCAUUCUUUUAUCGCCUCCAAAGUGGCCUCUGUGGACCCUGUCUUUGUCAACAGUCAAAGCAUCUCUGGAAAAUACAUGAUUUAGACACUUCCUGGUGUUGUCAUGUACAGUUUAGUCACAUGAGCUAAUUGACUAUUUUAUGCACAUUCAAAUUAAAUUGAUAUGUAUAUCUUGUUCCUGUUAUUUUUGUAAGGCUCUUGUUAAAUAAUAAUAAGGAAAAUAUUUUAAAAAAACAUAUUUGACUUUGGAAGUAGGGGAUAUUUAUACUUGUAUUAAUUGGUUGUUAUUGACAUUACAGUAUGAAUAUGCUCAAAAUGACAGAUUUUUUUUUCCAUGUAGAAAAACACAUUCCUGAGUUGCAUGUUUCGUCACAAUAUUGUUUUGAGCGUUAGUUUUGAACUGAUGUCUGACUGAGCAUUUUACUCAAAGCCAAUGAGCGCUGAUGAAGAGUUCAUCAUAAAUGCAUUACAGUAGCUUGGAAAUUCAAAAAGGAGGCAAAUAAUUAGUAGGAAAACCUUUUGUCAUCAUUUUGACGUCACCAGAUUGGCUUUAGAUGCAGUGUAACGUUAGCUAGCUAGCUAAGAUUGAAGGAAGGCCACCAGAUUUUAGCUAGCUAACAUUACCAUUGCUUUUUUUUUUUUUUUUUACAAACUUUGAUAGCUAAUGACACCAUUGCCAUUUGUCUACAGUAAAUUUGACAACAUGAUAACUCUGGCAAUGUUUUUUCCUACUAAAUAUUUGAUUACUUUAGCAGCAGUCAUCAUAUUUCCAGGCACUGUAGUGUAAUUUAGACGAAACAGUAGUUAGCCUGGGCGUAUCACCACUUUGGAGCACCACUAUGGCGCCGCUGAUAGAGGACGGCUUGAGAAUGUUCAUGACAAUGGCAUGACGCGACCCGGUGAUGGCGGUACCACCUAUGAAUAGGGCCUACAAGUCACAAAGAGGGUUUCUAUGUUCUAGGUUCAUUGCAAAGUUUUGAAUUCAUGUGUAGGUGAACUUUUUUUUCUUCCAUAUUUGCAAAGUAAAAAGCAGAACAGUUUAUACUGUACAAAUCAAUACACAUGAAAACAUUUUGAAAUUAGUAUUCUACUGGGCUAUACUCUGUAGUUGAUUUAACUUAUUCCAUGACUUCAGAGCGUGGCUGUUACAUGAUUUUGGAAAAAGAGUGUCUGGAGAGUUUUGUGUUGAGGCGCACAAAUGCAGGGCUUGGUGGAGGCGUUCAUGACACCAGAGGGUGUUUUAGUUUAUGUAGACAGUCACUGCUAGUCACUGAUAUUCUCCCAUAACAAAGGGUUGUGUGGAAGGACACUUGGGGAAGAAGAUGCAGGCUUAUUGUAGCAAUGCUAUCUUACUGUAUCUGUCAGAUGACUAAAAUGCUAGUUUAUGGAAAUAAAUCAACAUGUAUGUUUUAAGUUUUGUAAUAUUUUACUUUAUGAGGCCAUGCAGUCUGACAGUCAUUACAAACGCUUACCAUCAUAUGCAUCUAUAUGUAUUUUCACCCAGCCUCUUUGGUUUUAUUUUCUAUUACUAAAUAAAUCCCAAAUCAUUCCUC